This is a messenger RNA of Sitodiplosis mosellana (orange wheat blossom midge), 3418 nucleotides long. RefSeq lists its product as uncharacterized. The transcript has 8 exons. Bases 222 to 3317 code for a protein of 1031 amino acids. The record is from RefSeq and is a predicted model, not a curated record. Gene Ontology annotation, molecular function: oxidoreductase activity, acting on paired donors, with incorporation or reduction of molecular oxygen; iron ion binding; heme binding. Lineage: Eukaryota; Metazoa; Arthropoda; Insecta; Diptera; Cecidomyiidae.
AAAGCAAAAACGAUUAGAUACAUAUUUAUAUGGAUUUAGCUGUUUACGUAGCUUCAAAAACACUCAAGUCUUAUCUAGUUUUUUUUUUUUAAAUAAACGAAGCCUUUUGAUUGGCAUUGAAAUAAAAUAAAAGCUGAGGGAGAACAGAAAAUCAAUCAGUUUAAAAUUGAAAUUCAAACAGCGCUAUUUAACAGCUAAGAUAUUAGUGUGCAAAAAACAAAAUGUCUGCGACAUUAAUUUUCGUAUCGCUUCUCGCGACUCUUGUGGCCACUGCCUAUUUGUACGUGAAAAAUUCAUAUUCAUACUGGAAACGCAGAGGAAUUCCUUACAAGACACCAUCGUUUCCAUUUGGCAAUUUCCCGAAAACAUUCAUGUCAAAAAAGUGUUUGGGCGAAGAGCUUCAAGACAUUUACAAUGAGUCGGCGGAGCCAUUCAUUGGUGUUUUCACAUCGAUUCAACCCGCACUUUUGGUUCGUGAUCCAAAAAUUAUCAAAGAUAUUAUGAUUAAAGAGUUUCAAAGUUUCGGUCACCGUGGAAUCAACGCCAAUGUGGAUGUUGAUCCAAUGGCUAACAAUAUUCUGCUACAGACUGAUGAAAAGUGGAAACGAGCUCGUGCACAAUUUUCUCCGGCAUUUACAUCCGGGAAAUUAAAAGGAAUUUUCAAUACGAUCGUUGACUGUGGAAAAUCAUUAGAUAAAUACGUCGAUCGUUUUGCAAAUACCGACAAAUCGGUUGAAAUGCGCGAAUUAUUUGCCCGAUUCGCAACGAAUGUAAUCGUAUCGGUCGCUUUCGGCCUCGAUAUUGACUGCAUCGAAAAUCCUGACAAUGAAUUCCGAAAACACGGAGAGGAAAUUUUCCGGCCUUGCCUCAAGAAUAUGUUACGAUUGAACCUUGCAAUUAUGACACCAACCUUGGCGAAAUUAUUCAAAAUCCGAUUUGCUGAUAAGGAAACUGGUGACUUUAUGAUUGAUGCUGUGCGACAAAAUAUAGAGUAUCGAGAACAGAAUAACGUGUCGCGAAAAGAUUUCUUCCAACUGUUGAUGCAGUUGCGAAAUACUGGCAAAAUUGAAGACAACGAUGAUGAUUGGACAGCCAAAUCCACUUCUGAUAGAAAAGAAAUCACUAUCGAAGAAAUGGCAGCACAUGCAUUCCUCUUCUUUGCUGGUGGAUUUGAGUCAAGUUCGUCCACAAUGUCGUUUUGCAUGUAUGAAUUGGCCAAACAUCCAGAAACUCAACAAAAAGUAUACGACGAAAUAGUCAGUGUACUUGAAAAACACGAUGGACAUCUAACGUACGAGGCUGUGGCCGAUAUGAAGUACAUAGGACAAUGUCUUGACGAAUCACUGCGACUACAUCCGCCUUUCCCAACUUCUGGUAGAGAGUGCACAAAAGACUUUAAGAUUCCCGAUAGUAAUGUCGUUAUUGAAAAAGGAACUACGAUAUUAUUAUCACCACUUGGCCUUCAAUAUGAUCCAAAAUAUUAUGAAGAGCCAAGAAAAUUCAAGCCAGAGCGAUAUAACCAGAGCGAAACGGCUAACAAAAGCUUCGAAGAAAUGCCGGACUUGGUAUUCGGCUUAGGACCACGCAAUUGUCUCGGCAUGCGUUUAGGACUGUUACAAUCGAAGAUUGCGCUCAUUUUACUGCUACAAAAGUUCAAAUUCGAACUGGACGAACGGCACAAAAAUACUGAGCUUAAAAUGAAUCCGACCAGCACAGUCUUGAAUCCAAUGGGCGGUUUAAAUCUGAAAGCUUCUCGUAACAAGUUAGCAAACGACAGAAUGUCAGCAUUACUUAUUGCCGUUUCGCUACUGGCGAUUCUCAUUGUAACCGCAUAUUUAUACGUAAAAAGUGCUUUCGAUCAUUGGAGACGCAAGGGAGUUCCGUUCAAAGAGCCCGUAUUCCCAUUUGGCAAUUUUGCAAACUCAUUUUUGCAAAAGAAGCAGUUUGGUGAAGUGGUUGCCGAUUUAUACAAUGGAACGUCCGAACCAUAUUUAGGAAUUUAUGCCGGUUUCCAACCAGGUCUUUUAGUUCGGGAUCCAAAACUCAUCAAAGAUAUAUGCAUCAAGAAUUUCCAUAGUUUCGAUCAGCGUGUAUUUCAAGUUAAUGUCGAAGCCGAUCCCAUGGCCGACAACCUUUUGCUUCAAAAUGGUGAAAAAUGGAAGAGAAUGCGAACACAAUUUACACCAGCAUUUUCGUCAGGAAAGCUAAAGGGAAUGUUUGAUACGAUUGUCGCCUGUGGAAAUUCACUUGAUAAACACAUCGGAAAGUUCGCCGACACCAACAAGGCCGUGGAAAUUCGAGAUGUGUUUGCUCGUUUUGCAACUAAUGUGAUUGCUUCGGUUGCAUUUGGAAUCGAUAUUGAUUGCAUCGAAAAUCCUGAAAAUGAAUUCCGAAAAUAUGGGCAGAAAAUAUUCAAACCAUCAUUAAGAAACAUUUUACGUGCAAAUAUCAAUGUGAUUAUGCCAAAAGUCUCAAAAUGGUUGGGUUUGAGGUUUGUUGAUAAAGAAAUCGGCGACUUUAUGAUCGAAACCGUGCGACAGAAUUUGGAAUAUCGAGAAAAGAACAAUGUUACUCGUAAAGAUUUCUUCCAACUUCUGAUGCAGUUACGAAAUACUGGAAAAGUUCAAGAAGACGACGAUUGGUCAGCCAAAGCAGAUUCCAAUAAAAAAUCAUUGACAAUUGAGGAACUAGCUGCACAAGCAUUCUUAUUUUUCGGAGGUGGAUUUGAGUCUUCGAGUAGUACUAUGUCAUUUUGCAUGUACGAAUUGGCAAAAAGUCCAGAAAAACAGCAAAAAGCCUAUGAAGAAAUCACCAAAAUUCUUGAACAACACGAAGGACAGUUAACUUACGAUGCUGUUGCUGACAUGAAAUAUGUGGAUUGUUGCCUUGACGAGUCAUUGAGAUUGCAUCCACCGUUUCCAAUUGGCACCAGAAAGUGUACAAAGAAUUUUAAUAUCCCCGACACGGAUAUAAUAAUUGAAAAAGGCACUUCAAUUUUCUUUCCAACACUUGGACUGCAAUAUGAUGAAAAGUAUUAUGAAGAAGCCGAAAAAUUUAAACCAGAAAGAUACUAUGAUCAGCAAAAAACCAGUAGAAACUUUGAAGAAAUGCCGGACUUGGUAUUUGGCUUAGGAUCACGCAAUUGUAUUGGAAUGAGAUUGGGUAAACUGCAGUCGAAGAUCGCCAUCGUAUUGCUGUUGCGAAAAUUCAAAUUCGAUUUAGAUGAUCAACAUAAAAACAUUGAACUCAAACUGAAUCCAAGAAGCAUUGUUUUGGCUCCAAUGAAUGGAUUGAAUUUGAAAGUCUACAGCCGAUGAGAAUGAAAUAAUAAAUAAAUUCUUUUUUUUUUCCUUGUACAAACUUCUUUUUACCAGAUUAUAUUGAGACUGACUGAAAGAAAGUAAUAAAAUCACAAAAA